AGAGUGCUAGAGUCCUUUAUUUACUAUUGAUCUACCUCGUCCUCGCUUAUCAAUAGCUUCCUCCUCUAACGCCGAAAUUGCUGUCCAUCCUGGGAGCGUGCAUCCGUCUGCAUUGUCGUGCAUACAACAUGGCGUUCUAGAAAUUAAAAUCUGCUGCAAGUACAAAUUUGUUGUCAUUGUUGUUAAGCUUUCCCAGGUUACAUCGGCAUACAUGCGAGAUUCCAUGUCGAUCACGAGAGAGUAUGGUAUUUGAGUAUAAAGUCAAUGAUAAUUGAGGAUUUGGCUUCCAUCAUCAAAGUAUUCAACAUGGUCAACAUUCUACACUUUUGCUUGUUUUUGACCACUACCGUCUUAGCAGCAAGUUCUGACUUCUUACCUCGUGAUACGAAUUACCAUUCCAAUUCUACGCUUCCUCUCUCGAAAUGUCCAGGUUACAAAGCUUCUAAUGUCAGAACAACAGCAUCAAGUCUUUCGGCAGACUUGACACUUGCUGGACCUGCUUGCAAUACUUAUGGUACUGAUUUGACAAAAUUGACCUUGAAAGUGGUUUAUGAGACUGGUUCGUACAUUUCAUCUUAGGCUUUUGCUUUUGCUAAUUAAAAUAGAUGAUCGUAUUCAUGUGGUAAUUCAAGAUCCGGAAAAUGUCGUCUACCAAGUUCCAGAAUCAGUUCUCCCACGCCCUGCUGAAUCAACAGUCAAUUCCAAAGAUGCUAAUAUUAAAUUUCAUCAUGUUAAUUCUCCAUUCUCAUUCUCGAUCACACGAGCAAAGACAGGCGAAGUUUUGUUCGAUACUUCCGCUGCAAGUCUUGUAUUCGAAUCACAAUAUUUGAGGUUGAGAACAAAAUUACCUUCAAAUCCAAAUCUCUAUGGUCUUGGUGAACACUCCGAUUCAUUUCGAUUGAACACUACAGAUUAUAUUCGUACAUUGUGGUCUCGUGAUGCCUAUGGAACUCCUACUGGUACCAAUUUAUAUGGAAAUCACCCGGUCUAUUUUGAGCACAGAGCUGGUGGUACUCAUGGAGUUUUUUUCAUGAACUCAAAUGGUAUGGAUAUAAUGGUCGACAAUGCGAAUGGAAGAAAUCAAUACCUUGAAUACAAUACUCUAGGUGGUGUUUUGGACUUCUAUUUCUUGGCCGGACCUGACCCUAUUGUCCUUUCUCAACAAUAUGCAGAGGUUGUUGGUUUACCUGCAAUGAUGCCUUAUUGGAGUUUCGGAUUUCAUAAUUGUCGUUACGGAUAUCAGGAUGCCUAUGCAGUGGCUGAAGUUAUUUAUAAUUACUCGAAAGCGGAAAUUCCUUUAGAAGUUAUGUGGACAGAUAUUGAUUAUAUGGAUGCACGAAAGGUAAUGGUAUCAAUUUUCAAAAGAGAGUGUGCAAAGCUAAUGUUAGUAAGGUCUUCACUCUCGAUCCUGAACGUUUUCCAUUAAAUAUGAUGCAAUAUAUCAAUCAUUAUCUUCACGAUCACGACCAGAAACAAAUCCUAAUGGUUGAUCCUGCUGUUGCAUACCAAAAUAACCCAGCUUAUCAGCGUGGAGCAGCCGACGAUAUAUUUCUCAAGCGAGAUAAUGGAUCUUUCUGGCUUGGUGUCGUAUGGCCUGGAGUUACUGUAUUCCCAGAUUGGUUCGCCAAAGGUGUACAAAAUUACUGGAACAAUGAGUUUUCAAUAUUCUUUAAUCCAACUAAUGGUGUUGAUGUUGAUGGACUUUGGAUUGAUAUGAAUGAACCAUCAAACUUUCCAUGUUAUUUUCCAUGCGAUAAUCCAUACGCAUCAGCAGUAGGAUAUCCUCCAGAACCACCGGCAGUUAGAACACCACCGCGUCCAUUACCUGGAUUUCCUUGCGAAUUUCAACCAUCUGGAACGAAAAACUGUACGUCCACAAGCAAGCGAACGUCAAUUGAAGAUAGAGAUCCUAAACCUAUACUGGAGACUCACGCAACUGUCAACAAGCAGGCACCUGGACAACAAAAAGGAUUACCCGGACGUGAUUUACUCUACCCCUCAUACGCAAUUCAUAAUGCCGCCGCCUAUCUCCCUUCCUGGAACGCCGCCAAAGGAGGAAUAUCCAACCAAACAGUCAACACAAACGUAAUUCACCAAAACGGGCUCGCCAUGUACGAUACCCACAAUCUCUACGGAACGAUGAUGUCCAGCUUCUCACACACAGCAAUGAUAUCUCGUCGUCCCAACGAGCGACCUCUAAUCAUAACCCGCAGUACUUUCGCUGGCGCUGGUACAAAAGUAGGACAUUGGCUGGGCGACAAUUUCAGCGAUUGGCUACACUACCGUAUGUCCAUCCGAGGCAUGUUAGCCUUCGCAUCAAUCUAUCAAGUCCCCAUGACGGGCGCCGAUGUCUGCGGCUAUGCCGAAGAUACCAACGAGGAGCUCUGUGCUCGUUGGGCUAUGCUCGGUGCUUUCACCCCCUUCUAUCGAAAUCACAAUGCAUAUCCACCUACCAUCAGCCAAGAAUUUUAUCUCUGGCCGUCUGUUACCGAAGCCGCAAAAAAAGCUAUUGAUAUCAGAUAUCGUCUUUUAGAUUACAUCUACACAGCUCUGUAUCGACAAACUCUCGAUGGAACCCCAUUAAUUAAUCCAAUGUUUUACCUUUACCCAGCUGAUCCUGCGACAUUUGCUCUGGAAACACAAUAUUUCUUCGGAAGUGGAAUACUCGUUAGUCCAGUAAUGGAAGCAAAUUCUACAUCUGUAGAGAUCUAUCUCCCAGAUGACAUCUUCUAUGAUUUUUACACUCAUGUGCCUAUUCUCGGACAAGGAAAUACGAUAAAGAUCACGGAUCAAAAUCUUUCAUCAAUACCUCUUCAUUACCGUGGCGGAGUUAUCGUUCCUCAAAGAAUCGAAAGCGGAAUGACGAUAAAUGAAGUCCGGAAGAAGAAUUUCGAAAUUAUUGUUCCAGUGGAUAGGAAUGGGAUGGCGAAGGGUGAAUUGUAUUUAGAUGACGGGGUUAGUGUUGUAGGGGAAGGAUAUGCGUAUUCAUUAAUUAAUUUUUCAUGGGAUGGGAAGAUUUUUGAUGUAAAGGGACAUUUUGGGUUUGAUUCUGGUGUGGGUAUUGAACGGAUUGUUUUUCUGGGACUAGGGACUGGAAAUGGGAAUGGGACGGUUGCAUAUGGGAGAGGAUAUGCAAUGAAUGUGAAUGCGAAUGAGAGUAAGAAUGUCCAGGUAAAUGAACAAGGAGAUAUGAUCAUUCAUAUAGGAAAAGAAUUAAAUGGGGAAUUUUCGAUUACGGUUUGAGUUAUGGGGUGGGGGAGGUGUGUUUAUGGAUUCUAUAGGAUGGGAAGUAACAACAUGUGAAUAUUCAAACAUAUAUUAAAU
Messenger RNA from Sclerotinia trifoliorum, 3324 nucleotides. The record is from the annotation of a GenBank genome assembly. Lineage: Eukaryota; Fungi; Ascomycota; Leotiomycetes; Helotiales; Sclerotiniaceae.